AUGACUUGUGACAAGUUGACGUUCGAGAUGAGACCGUACUUGCGAUUCAACAACGGCUACAAGUACAUUCUAACCGUCAUCGAUGUGUUGAUCUUGGAAUACAAUAAUCGUAAACAUCGAACUAUUAGUAUGCGGCCGAUCGAUGUCACUCUCGCGAUCGCAAGAGAGACUCUUGUCCACGGUGUACAGCAGAAGAUUGCCGCACCAGCGAAAUUCAAAGUGGGCGAUCCGGAGCGCAUCAGCAAAUUCAAGACUAUAUUCGAGAAAGGCUACACAUCAAAUUGGUCUACGGAGAAACCAUUAGAAGGGGCUUUUGAACGUGAGCAGGUAGCGGGACCCUUCUCCCAAGAUGCUUUAUAUAGGAAACUUCAGUUGUCGUUCGACCUUGGUCACAGAAGGACAUAUUUCACCAUGAAUGCCGCGUACGCAUCAUGUUACGAAGCCGUGUUUCUGUGUUUGCAUCCGAAAGAAUCGAAAAUGUCAUACAGAGCGGCUGCUAAGUAUAUGAAAGUCGAAGACAUUUACUGUAAAAUUAUCGCGGUGCAACGAACCAAUCCCGUGACAUAUCUGAUUAAAGAUUCUCGCGGAAAUUCGGUUGUCGGAGAAUUGUACAAACACGAAUUGCUCAAGACCACUCAACCCGAUGUUUAUUUCGUGGAGAAGGUGUUGCGUCGAAAGGAUGAUGAAAUGUUUAUAAAGUGGUUGGGAUUCGAUUCCUCGCAUAACUCUUGGAUAAAUAAGGACAAUGUAUUGUGA
Linepithema humile (Argentine ant) is the source of this 756-nucleotide messenger RNA. The record is from RefSeq and is a predicted model, not a curated record. Lineage: Eukaryota; Metazoa; Arthropoda; Insecta; Hymenoptera; Formicidae.